Echinostoma caproni is the source of this 966-nucleotide messenger RNA. Lineage: Eukaryota; Metazoa; Platyhelminthes; Trematoda; Plagiorchiida; Echinostomatidae. The record is from the annotation of a GenBank genome assembly.
AUGAGUGUUUCUUCCCUCUCUGUGGCUCCCGUAUCGAAUACAAAGGCCCAUGUGACCGUUGUAAUCCUGGUCAUUGUAAAUUUACUCAACUAUAUGGACCGAUUCACGAUCGCGGGCAUUCCUAUCAACGUGCAACGAUUCUAUCAUAUAGACGACGAAAAGAUGGGUCUACUUCAGACCAUGUUCUUUGUCUCGUACACCUUACUUAGCCCGAUAGCUGGCUAUUUUGGUGAUCGAUGGCAUCGGAAGUAUAUUAUGGUCAUGGGUCUGGUGCUUUGGAUCUGUGUCACUUUGUGCAGCUCUUUCGUUCCAGCACAUUUGUUUCCCCUGUUCAUGCUCACCCGGUGUUUGGUUGGAGUUGGAGAGGCGAGCUAUUCAACCAUUGCGCCAACUAUCUUAUCCGAUUUGUUUGUCGGUAGUAAGCGAAUGAAAAUGCUCGGAUUUUUCUACUUCGCCGUUCCCGUCGGAAGUGGAUGUGGAUAUGUGCUCGGUUGGGCGGUCACUCGGUUGACAAACCAGUGGCAAUGGUCACUUCGCAUUACCCCAUUGUUUGGCAUAGUCUGUGUGCUAUUACUGGUUUAUCUACACCAGGACCCACCUCGUGGUCAGGCAGAAGGUGCGGCUCGAUUACAAACCACUUCAUGGAUUACUGAUCUUCGCUCGCUUAUACUCAAUCCGGCAUUCAUGCUAGUCAGCGGUGGAUUCACCUGCUCCACAUUCAUUCUGGGUGCGGUCACUUGGUUUGGCGUGCAACUGAUCCAGCUUGGUCUGAAUGCCACACAUGACGAUCCGAACGCAUGGAAAGCGUACAACCCUGGUACUUUGAGUGGUAAACCAAAUAUUAGCGUCCGUUCAAUUGUUGUACUGAGGUCUAGAUUAAAACUGGUGCAUCGUUUUUGUGCAACAGAGUGCAAUAAAGCGAACUUGGCUGAUUGCUGCCUAGUUCAUAACAUAUGCGCAUACUAA